Molecule: messenger RNA, 1632 nt
Organism: Plasmodium gallinaceum
Lineage: Eukaryota; Apicomplexa; Aconoidasida; Haemosporida; Plasmodiidae
Gene: CCT6
Product: T-complex protein 1 subunit zeta, putative
Exons: 2
Coding region: 1-1632 (543 amino acids)
Biological process (GO): protein folding
Cellular component (GO): chaperonin-containing T-complex
Molecular function (GO): ATP binding; ATP hydrolysis activity; ATP-dependent protein folding chaperone
Source: RefSeq, a predicted model, not a curated record
AUGUCUAUUCAUUUGUUAAACAAAAAAGCUGAUAGUUUGCGAUCAACAAAUGUAUUGCUUACAAAUAUGAAUGCAAGUAAAGGAAUGUAUGAAAUAAUAAAAAGCAAUUUGGGUCCUAAAGGAAGUUAUAAAAUGUUAGUUAGUAGUUCUGGUAGCAUUAAAAUAACAAAAGAUGGAAAUGUUUUAUUAAAUGAAAUGAUGAUACAACAUCCUACUGCCAGUAUGCUUAGUAGAAUAUGUUCAAGUAUAGAUGAAAAUUUAGGAGAUGGGUCUAGUAGUAAUUUAAUUGUUGCUACUUCUUUAAUAUAUUUAUCAGAAAAAUAUAUAUUAUAUGAAAGUGUCCAUCCUCGUAUUAUUACACAAGGAUUUGAUACAGUUAAAACUAUUUUAUUAGAUUUAUUAGAAACUAUGAAGAUUCCAAUAAAUAUAGAAGAAAAAUUUGAUAAAGAGUUAUUAUAUAAUGUAGCUAAAACUUGUUUAAGAACAAAAUUACCUAUUACUUUAUCAGAUAAAUUGGCUGAUGAUUUAGUAGAAAGUAUUAAAAUAAUUUACAAUCCCGAAAAACAAAUUGAUUUACAUAUGAUUGAAAUAAUGGAUGUAAAAAGAAAUAUGAGCAUAAAUACGAAAUUAAUUAGAGGUAUGGUUUUAGAUCAUGGUUGUAGACAUCCAAAUAUGCCAAAUAGAUUAACGAAAUGUUUUAUUUUAGUUUUAAAUGUUAGCUUAGAAUAUGAAAAAAGUGAAGUUUUUUCAUCCUUUGUGUAUUCAACUGCAGAAGAUAGAGAUAAAUUAGUAGAAUCAGAAAGAAAAUUUACAGAUGAUAAAGUAAAAAAAAUUAUUGAAUUAAAAAGAACAUUAAUAGAAAAGAAAUUUAAAGAGACUAAUGAAAUGUAUAAUUUUGCUGUUUUUAAUCAAAAAGGUAUUGAUCCGAUUAGUUUAGAUUUAUUAGCCAAAGAAAAUAUUAUGGCUUUAAGAAGAAUUAAAAGAAGAAAUUUAGAAAGAAUUAUUUUAUGUUGUGGUGGAAAUGCAUGUAAUAAUGUUUAUGAUUUAACAGAAGAAGAUGUUGGAUAUGCUGGAUUAGUUUAUGAGAUUUGUAUAAAUGAUGAAAAAUAUACAUUUAUAGAAGAAGUAACAAAUCCUAAAAGUUGUUCAAUUUUUAUUCAAGCUCCAAACGAUUAUACUAUUAAACAAAUAAAAGAUGCUAUUAGAGAUGGAUUAAGAAGUAUAAAAAAUGCUAUUGAAGAUAAAUGUGUUCUAUCAGGAGCAGGAUCUUUUGAAAUCAUGGCUUAUUGUAAAUUAAAAGAAGAAGAAAAAAAAAUUAAAGGAAAACAGAAAUUUGCAUUUGAUAUUUAUGCAAAUAGCUUAUUAAACAUACCCAAAAUUCUAUUAGAAAAUAGUGGAUUAGAUAUUCAUCAAACAUUAUUCAAUGUAAUAGAUAAAUAUAAUCAAAAUAAUACAGAACCAUUAGGAGUAGAUUUAGAUACUGGAGAACCAAUAAUAGCACACUUAAAAGGAAUAUACGAUAAUUAUUGUGUAAAGAAACAGAUUUUAUCAAUAGCAACGGCAAUAUCUCAACAAAUUCUUUUAGUAGAUGAAAUUAUAAGAGCAGGAAAAUCAAUGGGAGAAGAAAAAUAA